Macadamia integrifolia is the source of this 1458-nucleotide messenger RNA. RefSeq names its product cytochrome P450 1A2-like. NCBI's taxonomy places the organism in Eukaryota, Viridiplantae, Streptophyta, Magnoliopsida, Proteales, Proteaceae. The transcript has 4 exons. Bases 1 to 1458 code for a protein of 485 amino acids. Gene Ontology annotation, molecular function: iron ion binding; heme binding; oxidoreductase activity, acting on paired donors, with incorporation or reduction of molecular oxygen. The record is from RefSeq and is a predicted model, not a curated record. Gene Ontology annotation, biological process: defense response to other organism.
AUGGAAAGAAGGAUGAAGAACUUCAUCUGGGCAGGGGAAGUGGAUACCUCGAAACCAAUUACAGUGAAGUGGGAGUCUGUUUGCAAACCGAAGGAAGAAGGGGGUUUAGGUAUCAGAAGACUCAGAGACACGAACAUGGCAAUGCUGUGUAAAUUGGUAUGGAGAAUAAAGCAUGAGAAAUCUACUACCAAUUCCUUUCUUAGAGCCAGAUUUGUGAAAAAAGAUGGGUCAUUUAAUAGAGGUUGUCGGCCGUCGUCUAUUGCUCUGGGCAUCAGCAAGGUGUGGAAGACUGUGGAGGCAAACGAACGUUGGAUUAUUGGGAGAGGCGAUCUAGCAAAUUUCUGGAAAGACAAAUGGUGGGGCCCUAGGUCUAUUCUUGAGGAGAUUCAGACUCCUGACCUCCCUCCCCUCCCUUGCAAUGCUAAGGAUCUUGCUCUAUAUGCAAGGACUUCUAAGGGUGAAGUGAAAUCGAUUGCUGAUAUUAUGUGUUGUAGAAAACUGGGGCUGAAGAUUGAUAACCCAAAGAUUGUGCCACCGCUGGAAGUUCAUUGGUCUGAAUUUAGCGUUGUCACGGAAGCAAUAUUGGUUGCUAUGAAUAUGAACGCAAGGGGCUUAUGGAUCGAGUCUGACUCCGCAGCUGUAGUGGCUGCAACUCAGAAGAUGCAUAUCCCUUGGUUUGUUUUACAAAAAUGGCGGUUUGCUCUCCCAUUCCUUCAGUCCAUUACAUGGAAGAUCACCCACUGCUUCCAUGAGGCGAACACUGUGGCAGAAUUUUUGGCAAAGAAGGCAGCAAAAUCGGGAGCCUCUGACUACUCCACCACUUUUCCCAGUCAUAUGCUUAUUGUAGGUGGUUCUGAAACAACAUUCCUCUCCUUAACAUGGGUGCUUUCCUUACUAUUAAACCAUCCCGAUGAGUUAAAAAAGGCGCAAGAUGAGUUGGAUGUCCAUGUUGAAAGAGACAGACAUGUGGAUGAGUUAGAUAUAAAGAGCCUUGUCUAUCUCCAAGCCAUUGUCAAGGAAACACUACGUUUAUACUCACUUGGACCCAUUUUGCCAUGUCAAGCUAUGGAAGAUUGCCAAUUGGGUGGGUAUCAUGUUCCAAAAGGCACCCGUUUACUUGUGAACAUAUGGAAGCUACAUAGAGACCCUAAUGUGUGGUCAAACCUUAAUGAGUUUCGACCUAAGAGAUUUCUCACAACUCAUGCUGAUGUAGACUUUAAAGCCCAGCAAUACGAGUACAUCCCGUUUAGUGUCGGUAGACAGCCAUGCCUUGGUAUCACCUUGGCCACACAUGUCUUCCACUUGGCCCUUGCUCGUGUUCUUCAUGGGUUCGAUGUGAUGAGCCCUUUGCAUGCACCGGUGGACAUGACUGAAGGUGUAAGCAUCACCUUACACAAAGCAAGGCCUCUUCAAGUUCUUCUAACCCCACGUCUCCCUUCUAAGUUUUACAAAGAUUAG